This is a messenger RNA of Daldinia loculata, 2027 nucleotides long. Its product is annotated as prim-pol domain-containing protein. The transcript is spliced from 4 exons. The record is from RefSeq and is a predicted model, not a curated record. Gene Ontology annotation, cellular component: alpha DNA polymerase:primase complex. NCBI's taxonomy places the organism in Eukaryota, Fungi, Ascomycota, Sordariomycetes, Xylariales, Hypoxylaceae. Gene Ontology annotation, biological process: DNA replication, synthesis of primer. The coding region runs from base 226 to 1782 and encodes 518 amino acids.
AGUUUUAGAUGUUAGCACUUUAAGUUGGUACGCGUUAUGCGAUUAACACGAAGACGCGUCUUGACGCGCUUACUUCUAAUCUUUCAAUUAAACAAUUAGUUAAACAAUUAAACUUGCCCCUCCACCUGUCAAUCUAUAUCCUUAUUAGACACCUAACAUUGUUGAUUAGAAUAAUGACCGUAUUGAAUUAAAUUUAUAAAGUCUCGUCAAAUUAAUUCUACUAAAAUGCCUCACUCAAUAUCGCCCGAGACCGAUAACCAAAAUCCCACCGUCGAAGAGACCAUGGCCGACGCCCCUACUAGAACUGACGAGAGUCAAGAUACCGACAAUGAUAUUACUAUGGCGGAAACAGAUGCAUUGUCAGUUCCCGUAAAAGAGGAGGACCAAAAAGACGUCAAGCUAGAUGAACUAUUUGCGGAUGUAGACUCGGACGAUGAAUUCCCUAGUUCACGGCCGGGCGAAAAUAAGUUCUCGAGCUCCCCCGAGGCUCCAGCAUCGCCCAUUAAUGGGGCCGUGUCUAUGAAAGCUUCUGACCCUGAGAUCAUGCGCAUGUUCUACCAACGAUUCUUCCCUUGGCGUUAUCUGUUCCAGUGGCUUAAUCAUAGCCCGACUCCUACCAACGACUUUGGUCAUCGCGAAUUUGCUUUCACUUUACAGGGUGAUAUAUAUUCGCGAUAUAACUCCUUUCCUAGUGCCGACUUACUUCGAAAAGACGUACUACGUCUGUUACCGUCCCGUUUCGAAAUCGGACCCGUAUACACCACAAACCCUCGUGACCGCAAGACGUUGCGGAAUUUAAACUCGUUUAAGCCGCUGUCUAAAGAGUUGUGCUUCGAUAUCGAUUUAACAGACUACGAUGACAUCCGAACGUGCUGCGAUAAGGCGAACAUAUGUAAUCGCUGUUGGCAAUUCAUCACUAUGGCCAUCAAAGUAGUGGAUGUGGCCCUACGUGAUGACUUUGGGUUCAAACACAUCAUGUGGGUUUACUCAGGACGAAGAGGUGCGCACGCUUGGGUAUGCGAUAAAAAGGCGCGGACGAUGGACGACCAGAAGCGUAGGGCUAUUGCGGGAUACCUCGAAGUAAUCCGUGGUGGUGCGCAGAGUGGGAAGAAGGUUAAUGUAUGGCGGCCACUACACCCGCAUCUAAGUCGGAGUUUAAAUAUUCUGGCGCCUCAUUUCCAAGAAGACGUCCUAGAGGCACAAGACCCAUGGGCAUCGCCGGAACGGGCAGAACAUCUCCUUUCCCUGCUCCCUGAUAAAGCAUUAAAUGAUAGCUUACGAAAGAAAUGGGACUCUUCGCCUGGACGUGCGAGCACUUCGAAAUGGGCCGAUAUCGACUCGCUCGCCCGUUCAGGGAGCGGUAGUAAGAACCUUGAUACGAAAGCGCUGCUGGAUGCCAAGCAAGACAUAGUUCUCGAGUACACCUACCCGCGCCUCGAUAUCGAGGUCAGCAAGAAACUAAACCAUUUACUUAAAUCACCGUUCGUUGUACACCCCGGCACGGGACGAGUGUGUGUACCGAUCGACACGCGGAAGCUGGAGGACUUCGACCCGCUCGGAGUGCCGACGGUACAGGGAUUACUAGAGGAGAUCGACACGUGGAAGGCUGAUGCCGGGGAGGAUGGCUCUGAUGACAAGGUGAAGAACCUUCAAGACUGGGAGAAGACGAGCUUGCGGCCUUAUGUCGAGUAUUUCCGGAGCUUCGUGCUGGCGCUCAUGAAAGAUGAGCGGGAUCCGAAGAUUAAGCGCGAGAGGGAGGAGAGCGAAGCGAUGGAAUUCUAAUAGGUACCUAGGUAGGUACCUGUUAUAGGAGACAUUGUGAACUUUGGUGUUCUCAGCUAUUUCGGCUGUUAUGGUUUGUUGGUAUACACUCGGUACUAUGACAUAGGCAUGGAGUUUAGGCAUUCUACAUUAUUUGAGGCUGGGGCACGAAUCAUACUGUCAAAUGCUUGUCUUUUCGAAGCCUUUGCUGCAGCUUGCGUUUACGAUACUUCCUGGCUGAGGAGCUUCUGCUUUACCAUAGCUAC